CGCGGCGGGCGGGGCCGGGGCGGGGACAGCCCUGCGCCCCUCUCCGCUCCGCGUCGCUCCGCUCCAUGCGCGGCGGCUGCCUGCAGGUGCCGGGGCGGCGCGAUGUCGGAGGCGGCGGUGAGCGCGGCGGCCGUGCUGGGCUUCCUGCGGGAGCGCGGCGGGCGGGUGCGCAACGCGGAGCUGCUGAGCCGCUUCAGGCCGCUGCUGGAGGCGGCGGCGGAGCCGGCGGAGCGGGCGGCGCGGCGGGAGCGCUUCAAGGCGGCCGUCAACGCCGUGGCCGUGGUGAAGGAGCGCGACGGCGCCAGGUUCGUGGUGCUGCGCAAGGCGCUGCGCGGGGGCACCGCGCCGGGGGAUGGCGGCGGCGGCGGCGGGGGGGGGCGGCUCUCGCCCGCCCCCCCGGAGGAGCUGCCCUCGCCGGGCGCCGUGUCCGAGCUGCGCGGCCGCUUCCAGGGCGAGGGCGGCGAGGCGCCGCUGCCCCCCGCCUGGCGCGACCCCCCGGCCCGCCGCGACCCCCCGGCCAAGCCCUGCAUGCUGCCCGUGCGCUGCCCCCCGCCGCCGGCCCCCGCCGCGCCGCCGCCCCGCUCGCCCCCGCCGCGGCGGGCACCCAAGGGGCAGCGGGCGGGCGAGGAGACGGCGGCGGUGCCGCUGGAGGAGGCCGAGCACCGGUGGCUGGUGAAGGCCGCGGGCGGGCGGUGGUCGCCGGAGCUGCACGGGCUGCUGCUGAGCGACGCCGGGCUGGCGGCCCGCCGCGACUUCAUGUCGGGCUUCACCGCCCUGCACUGGGCCGCCAAGUGCGGCAACUGCGACAUGGCCGGGAAGAUCAUCGAGGUGGCGGCCAAGGCCGGCGGCCACGUCAACGUCGACGCCAAGUCCUACGGCGGCUACACGGCGCUGCACGUGGCCGCCAUGCACGGCCGCGAGGAGAUCAUCACCAUGCUGGUGCGCAGCUACAACGCCAAGACCGACCUGAGGGACUACAGCGGCAAGAAGCCGCACCAGUACCUGAAGGACGGGGCCUCCUUCGCCGUGCGGCACCUCCUGGGCGACCCCGACCUGCACAGCGCCGCCGGACCCUCCCUGCCCAUCCGGAAAAACACCAAGAUCGCGGCCUCCAUCCUGAGCUCCACCAGCACUUUCCUGGGCGUCAUAUCGGACGACAUGGCUUUCUACGACCUCACCAAGGGCCUGAGGAAGCCGUCCUCCUUGAACAAGCUCCUGGCUGCCUCCACGGGCCCGAGGAAGAAGCCCAAGACCAGGGGGAGCUUCCCCUCCUACUCGUCGCUCUGCGAGGCGGUAGAGGAGGAGCAGGAGGAGCUGGCGGUCAGGCGCAGGCCCGUGUCCGAGCUCUUCUUCGGCCACUAGCCUCGGCCUCGGCGAAAGUUGAGGUUUCCCUGGAAGCGCUUGGAUUUCUUCUGUCUGUCUCUCUUUUUGCAGAUGUUUAGCUAGAUCGGUGACCGGGUCCGGCUCCCAAGGCCCCCGGCUGAAACCUGCUUGCAGAAGCCUGUGGGGAGGGAGCCCAGAGACCACGACGUGCUCUAAUAAAUGCUCUAUCGCCCUCGCGUUAACGGGGAGCACAAACUUUAGACCCAACGGCUGGGAAAGCAGAACCACCUCUGUGCGCGGACAGGUUAAAAUGCGCAAGGUGCAGCCGCCCUCAGCCGUGCUCCUCAGCCGAAAAGCAGAAGUAGGGUAAAGAGUUGCAUGUUUUACACUGUGAACAGCAAGUUUCUAGCCAGGUACUUUAAAAUGGCUUUUUAUAGAGCAAGCUUAAGUUACUAGAGGAGAGUUGCAUAGUUUUCUAUGAUGUUUCUGCUUAUUUUGGUAACAGAAGAGGAAUAUUUCUAUUAAAAAUGUAUGUAGUAUUUAACUUUCUCAAAACAAAGUUUCUCACUGUUGGAAAUACCAGCAUGGCUAUGCUGAAUGCUGCCUGAAGCAUUUGGUUAGAUGAAGAGUUUAAAAAACCCCUCUCAUGGCUCGAAGCGCCCUGGCCCGUCUACCUCAGCCGGAAAGCUGGCUCAGCCUCAGCCUGUCGUUGGGUGGGUUUCUCCGUUUUUGUUUCCUUUCUCCUCCUCGAAAGACUCUUUGACCAGGUGGUACUAACCGCACGUCUUACCGAUGCUGUGAACUUCUUGUAAACUUGACAAUAGUUCGGUCACUUAACUAGAACUGAACAAAAACGUGGUGUUUGAUACUGGAAACCUGAAGUGAGAAUCCUUCAGAGCACAAAUAUCAGAAUACCCAACUGGAGGAAAAGUCAGGCUUAUAUGUCUGACUGGUUUUUGUUUUUCCUUCUGCUUUUCUUAUAAACCUUAAGCUUUGAUUUUGGCCUCUUUACAAUAGGUGUUUAUAAAAGUUGGGCUCCGGGUGAGGUGUUUUGUAGCAGAGCGUCUGCAUGACUUCCUAAAACAACGUGGAUCCCAACAGCGUGGAUCACUGACCUGAAACUUGCAUUUCUGCUUCUUUUCUCUUAUAUAACAUAGCUGUUUUAUGGAUGAAACUACACGUAGCUCCAAAAAGCAUGCAAGUUUGAGAUUAAGUGAAACAUUUCCAAUGAGAUUUUUUUUAAUUACUGUUUGGUUAAAAUUAAUGUGAACUGUAGCGGUAAGGAAAGAAGCUGUCUGACUCCUGUAAGCAGCCUGCUGAACUGUUGCAUCUUCUCUCAAGAAAUGCGUAAAAACUGUACGGGUCAGAGGUGAUGAAGGCGACGGUGACCCUGCGUUUGCUCUGCUGCUUCGGUCCCCAUCGGGUGUUCAGGUUCCUGUCCUGAACACGUGCUUGCACGCUCGCUGCUCUUUCCAAGCCAGUGACUUCAGGAAUGUGUUUUUUUCAGCCCGAAUUAAGCCUGGUACUUCCUUGUUUUGUCUGUAACCGGCUGCUCCGCAAUGCUCCGCGGCACCGCGGCGCGUCCCGGCCCUCCCCGGGCGGCUCCUGCAAGGUCCUCGGUGACGUCCCCGAGGAGCUCCGCUUCCACCCACGCGCGAUCCUUGGCCCCGGGAGGGGCCUGAGGACAGCGGUUGUUCUGCAUCUCUCCGCUUCCGUAUUGAACUAAUGCAGUUGUCAGGCAGAGGUUAAUGAUCAAGGACCUCAUGAUUUCUAUAGCAGGAGGAGAAAAAAAAAUCCCAUUUGCUGCUUAGCUGUUGGUGGGACCAUUGAUCAGUCUGGUCACUUCAAACCUCGAUUUGUGUUGCACUGUAUCGGCUCCGAGUUCCAGAAAAAAUAUCUGUUGCUCUGUUUUAAAAAAUGUUUUCAACUCUAGCUGCUAUUAAACACUUUUUGGCUCUAGCUGCUGAAACCAAACAGGCACGUGUGCACCGUUAAAGCUUUGUUUCUGCAGGAACCGGGAAUCUCUGGUUUGACUCAGUCUCAGUUUGAGGUUUGUUCUUUAGUUAUGGAUAAACGCUGAAUACCUAUUCAAAUAAUACAGCUGGAUUUCUUUUUU
Messenger RNA from Dromaius novaehollandiae (emu), 3439 nucleotides. RefSeq names its product sosondowah ankyrin repeat domain family member A (gene SOWAHA). Gene Ontology annotation, molecular function: protein binding. The record is from RefSeq and is a predicted model, not a curated record. The transcript has a single exon. Lineage: Eukaryota; Metazoa; Chordata; Aves; Casuariiformes; Dromaiidae. The coding region runs from base 103 to 1362 and encodes 419 amino acids.